Messenger RNA from Clonostachys byssicola, 474 nucleotides. NCBI's taxonomy places the organism in Eukaryota, Fungi, Ascomycota, Sordariomycetes, Hypocreales, Bionectriaceae. The record is from the annotation of a GenBank genome assembly.
AUGCCACCUAGAAACAAGGUACUACUCAUAGGAGCGACUGGGUAUGUGGGCGGGACUGUAUUGGAUCGUUUGAUCAAGGAUACAAGCCAGAGUCUGAAAGAUGUUGCGAUUGAUGUCUUAGGCCUCACGGACGAGGAUUUCAUUAUCAAUACGACAGCGAAUUACGAUAUUGUUAUCAAUGCGGGAUCUGGGUUCUUCCCUGCCGGUGCCGUGGCCUUUAUCGAGGGCCUCGCUCGUCGUGCGAAGAAUGGCGAGAGGGCACCAUGGAUGAUACGCAUUGAGGGCUGCACCAACUUGUCAGACUUGCCCAUCACGGGCGAACCUUUUCCAGAGAGAAAAUGGGAUGACGCGGAUGGCAAUGCAAUCUACGAGUUUCUCAAGUCGGAGGACGAGAAGAGCCCGUAUCUACAACGCACGGCCGAGGUGGCAGUCCUUUCCCGAGCUGAAGAGACGGGCGUCCAAGCUGUCAGUUAA